ACAGUUACCAUGGAAACCAUUUGACCCCUCUCCAAAAGAAGCUAAUUCAGUCGUACCUUGCAAAGGAGUAGUUUUCAAUGAAUAUCCACUUUUGUUGUGCUAUCAACCACAAUUUGACUAGUUUGAAUACAUUUGUGUCAUGUAGGAUAGCGUCUCUGUUAGCAGCGGUUACUUUAACGCCCAAAUGGUUACGGCGCCUUUGUCGACAUCGACUGAGGACACACUGGCAACUACAUGUUCCAGAAUGGAGGCAAGUAGGAACACCCGAGACUGCGGGCUGGGAGACCUGGAAGCUCUGGUGGCCAAUAAAGAGAGGGAGUGGAAGGAGCUUCAUGCGAGAAGGAUCCAUCUGUUGGUAGAUUCUCUUCAAAAGGCCAAGGAGGAGUGUUCUUCGCUCAGAUAUCAAAACCAGAAGCUGAAAGAGGACUUUCAGUACAAUCUCUCUAUCCUGGAUGAACGUGAAAAAGAGCUGAAGCGAUACGAUGUCAUCACCACCAGGGCUGUGAAUGCGGAGCAGACCAGGCGAGAGGAGCUGAGCCGACUCCGUAUCCAGGUUGCCACGCUGGAGGAGAAGCAAGCCAAAGAUGCCAUUGCGAGACAGGAGGAGCUGCGUAUAAGCCAGAACAAAGCCGCUCAACAAAGGCUGCAGCUGGAAGAACUCAGACACUCUAUGACAGGUGCAAUUCAAAAGCAAAUUGAGGAGCAUGAGCGGACGAAACUAGAGGCACAGCGCAGAUUACGCCAGAUGGAGGGAGAACUUGCUCAGCAGAAACAGGAGAUGACAGCAGCUUGUGACAAAAAGCUCAGACAACAAGAGCACGAGUUCAACUUAAAACUCGACGAGAUGCGUGCAGUACUGCUGUCCAGUGAGCUCAAGAUAAAGUUGCUGACCAAAGAGCACGAUGUUCAGAGCCAGGCUGGACUCCAAGCAACACACGCGCUCAAAGCGUCUGAAGAGCUCGCUAAGCAAUUACAAGUCAAAUUACAAUGCAAGGCUGAUUUGAAUAAUCAAGCCACUGCUGCCAAGGAGAUCAGGAUAAAGGAACUUGAGGAAAAAUUGAAACAGAUGGAGAACAAACUGAAGAAGCAGAAGGAAGACCACAUAAAGAAACACGAGGAGGUGGCCCGGGCUCUGAAAGAGAAGGAUGAACAACUGGAGGCCCAUGAAAAGCAGUUCAAGAAAACAGAAAAACACAUUGUCAAACUGAAGAAUGAUAUGGAAAUUCAGUCCGCCAAAACUUGCUCGGCACAAAAAGACAUGGCGAAAACGUUGGAGAAGAAAGAUGACACAAUAAAGAGGCUUCGUACCGACGUGACUGCAGCCCAGACAGUUUGGGAGAGGCACGUGAGUCACACCUCGAACGAGAUGGUCGCCAACAACACCGAGUUGAUACGUUUACAGAACAGUAACAGCAAACUCCGUGCUGACUUGGAGAGGAGCAGGGAGGAGAUUAGCAGGUACAAGCAAGAUGUGAGCGCUGGUUUGCGGAGAGAGGCAGCCCUUGAACGGGCACGAGUCCAGUUGGAGUUGGAGUGGCAGGAGCGCUAUGAUGCAGUCAAAGCGAAACAUUACCUGGAUAAUGAGCAGCUUAUACAAGAUUUGACACUUGCCAAAGACCAGGCAAAGGCAGAGCUGAGUGAGAAAGAAAAGCAGUUGCGUGACUUGAAUGGCACAAAGGAGAGUGACAAAGCAAUGGAGGGUCUCACACCUAAAGCAGAUGUGCAGGAAGCAGAGCAAAUAAGUUCCCUGGUUGAGCAAAACAAGUUUCUGCGAGCUGCCGUUUCCCAGAUGAGAAAGGAUAUGGAGGGUCUUGGUCAUCUUCUACCGCAUCCACAGACCAAGCUUCAAGCUGUCUCUGCCAAGGCCACCGAAGCGCCUGCCGCUACCUCCACAACUGAACCUCUUGCCAAGCAUCCGGACAUCUCUGCCAAGACCAUCCCAGCUAGUUUGUCAGACCAGACUCAGGCUCUGAAGCAGGAGGUGCUCCUCCUGAAAGCUCGAUGCAGACAUCUUGAGGAGCAGCUGGAAGGUGCUUCUAGGCCAAACGUAGGAACAUCGAAAGAGUUCCUGGCUCACACAUCUUUGGACAAACCACAUCCACAUGACCAAUUGAAAGAAGUUUGGUGUCUGGAGAAGGAUGCUGACUCCAGUGCUUUGAGGAACCAAGUGGGGAGAGGGCCACACGUAGAGCCUAGACAUGCCAACAUAAGAGAUCAGAGUACUGUGGUGCAACAAGUCCGAGACGAGAAGCUUUAUCUGUGGCAGCAGCAGCUUAACUCGGCUCUGAUGGCCGGUGCCGCAUCCGGUAAUGUUCAGAGUGUUAAAAGGAACAUUGCGUUGGCACACACCAGGCUGAAGCAGGCGGCGUCUUACAUUGCCCGCCUGAGCAAGGAGAAGCAGCAGCUCAUACAAAUGGGCAACUGCCUUCGUGCCCGGAUCACUUCGGCAGGAUUACACGAGGGAAUUGAACCAAAGAUGGAUUCCGUCACAGAGGAACAAGGACAUCCAGAUGAUCGUCUUUUUGCUUUGGAGCAGCUGCAGUAUAAACUCACCACACAGGAGCUCCAGUAUGCUGUGAGGCAGCAGCAAAUGGCUUGCACUGUUGCUGAACAUGUUGCUUCAUCAGACAGCAGAGAGCCUCCCGUAAGUGGAGACGGGAACCUUUGUUACACAGGCCACAAAACCACCCAAGAGUCUGAGACUUCCAAAUUGUCAGACAAAACUCCUACAACUAGUCAGCAACAAACCUCAUUGGUGGUGAAAACACAGGCCAGCUCAGAAGAGUCAUUGCAAUCAUUAAAGGGCAUUUGGGAAGUACUGGACCAUGGACUGAGUUCAUCUAUUUAUUCAGAAGGUGAAGGUGAGCUGAGCAGAAGCAGGGCCACUGCUGAAGUGAUGGUGACCGGUACCAGCGCCCCUAUCCACAGUCGUUCCCCAGCCGAGCUGCAGCAGAAGAACAACCUCUCUAAAGUACCAUCGAACCCUCCAAAAAACUGCCGGCAUGGAGCCCCUGGCAAAAUCAGCAGGAUCAGGAACUACAAUACUAAAGACUGACGCAGUAAUCCAAGACUGUUGUUUGGCUUACACAUAAAUAUGAUCAUUGUGUGAUCAGUAAAUUGUUUACAAGUGAAUAAGUGUAUCGUGAUUAGAGCUACUUGGAGUUUGAAAGAUUCCAGGGAUUGAUUGACCUUGCACAUCUCUACGCGUUUUGGAAAUAGUCAUCAUUGUUGUUAGUGCAUCUGUGAUGCCUUUGUUAAAGACAGAAAAAGGAACAUCGCCAAUGAAAGGAUAUAUAAGCGUCACAUGCAAUUUUUAAAGUGCAAAAACUAGCCUACUCCCGGUUGCUGCUAGUGCCAAAACAUGUAUGUACAUAUGUAAAUGUAUGCAGUAGUUUUGGAGGACUUUCAAUUUAGUCCAUGUAUGAAACGUUGCAAUGAAAGUUUUUUUCCCUUUUAAUGACCUAACGAAGCUUUUCAGUUUUUGCUCUGCUAUCUUAGUGGGUCAGUAGGAGUUUCCUCCGAAUAUCAUGCGAGCUCAAUCUAUGGACGAAAGUAACCUCGGAAAACCACACCAGCCAACAUUGUUGUCUACGUCACAUCAAGUGGCAUCGCCUCCUUAUCACGCUAUUUCCUUUCUUGUUGUUUCUGAUUGGAUGAAUCUCCACACCCUCGCUACGCCAUUGGUCAAUUUAUGUGUCAAAUCAAUCGGUGCGUGUCAUCCAUAGGGACCGUCACUGCGAGGUUAUUCACGUUCAAUGUCGAUUUACGUAAUCGUAAACUUGAUCGCUAAGUCUGAACGUGACCGGUUAAUGUACACCGGGAGGGAGGGCAAAAAUAAGACCGUGUCAAAGGUAAAUAUUUGUCUUUGUAUGGUA
This is a messenger RNA of Syngnathus acus (greater pipefish), 3875 nucleotides long. RefSeq names its product coiled-coil domain containing 57 (gene ccdc57). Bases 185 to 3055 code for a protein of 956 amino acids. The transcript has 20 exons. Lineage: Eukaryota; Metazoa; Chordata; Actinopteri; Syngnathiformes; Syngnathidae. The record is from RefSeq and is a predicted model, not a curated record.